AUGAGCGAUGCCGCCGUGGCCGAAGCCCGCCGGCGCCUCGCCGCCAUGCGCGGCAGCUUGGAGGGCCUCCGCCAGCACCAGGCGCGGCUGGAGGCGGUCUGUCGCCAGGCGCAGGACAAGGAGGCAAAGCUGAAGAUGCAGCUCGAGGAGCUCCUCGUCGAGGCCGAGAAGGUCAAGCCAAGGCGAGAGGACAUUGAGAGCUUGUUCUACUCCGAUGAAGGCUGGGGAACAUGGGAGCAGGAUUUCCGGCGCGUCUGGUCCGCGAAUGCCAAAGCUGCAUCCAGCCUUCCAAGACAGCUUCGGCCACUCCAGGCCUCUAUGCUCUUGCCGAGUUACCAGAGAAAUGGGGCCUUCUUGUGCAGCGAGUCCCCCCUCGCGGCGUUCCUUCCUGACUUUGCCAGUGCAGAGGAAUGCGCCAAACUAAUUGAGUUGGGCUUUCGGACCUGCAGGCGUCACAACGAAGACGCGCAGGAGAUGCAGCGCACGGGAGAGGCCUCCACGGAAGUGCUCCGUGGCGUCGCCACUGCCUCUCUGGAGGUAAGUCGUCUCUCUGGUGUGGACAAAGACUUGAUGCUGGAGAUGCAACAGCGUGUUGCAACCCUGACCGGCAUCCCCAUCCAUGGGCAAGAGAUCAAUCCUUUUCUGAAGUUCGAUCAGCCGGCUGCUGGCCAGGCUGGCCAUGUGCCAGACGAUCUGAGCAUCGGCUUGCAUCUGGAUGUCAACGGCGGCUUUCCUCAUUGUGUUUGCUCUGUCAUCCUCUAUUUGAACGAGGUGGAUAGUGGUGGACGGACGGUCUUCCCAUGUGCGGAAACACCGAACAUGCCUGCGGAGGAGGAAGCACGCUGCCGGGCUGUAGGGGAAGUGCUUGCAGGUGCUGGGCACACGCACACUAGCCAUUCUGCUGCGGCGGAAGCGCUCGGCGAACAGGCUGCAGAGCUUGUGCGACGAGCGAACGGGUCGCUGGCCGGCCUGAGGGUCGUGCCGACACGAGGAGCCGCGCUUUGCUUCUUCACGCUGCGGGCGAAGGGAGGCGAGAGCGGCGAGAACUUCGGACCGGACCCAGCUUCCUGGCACGGCGGCGCUGCCGUUACGGGCCGCAUGGGGAAGUGGACCUUGCAAAUCUUCAAGGAGGUGCCGAUUUCGCACCGCUGUGGCGGGCCUUCCGAGGAGGCGAGAUACAUCGAAUCUCUGCGACAGCGCUUCUUGCAGGCUGCGACAAGCGUCGCUGCAAGUGACUAA
This is a messenger RNA of Symbiodinium sp. CCMP2592, 1239 nucleotides long. NCBI's taxonomy places the organism in Eukaryota, Dinophyceae, Suessiales, Symbiodiniaceae. The record is from the annotation of a GenBank genome assembly.